Messenger RNA from Staurois parvus, 290 nucleotides. Lineage: Eukaryota; Metazoa; Chordata; Amphibia; Anura; Ranidae. The record is from the annotation of a GenBank genome assembly.
UGCUGCCAAUCAGUGUCACACCUAUCAGUGCCAGCCAGCGCCGCCUAUCAGUGCGCAUCAGUGCCUCCUAUUAGUGCCAGUCAGUGCCGCCUAUCAGUGCCAUGUAUCAGUGCUGCCUUUCAGCGCCCAUCAGUGAUGCCUGUCAAUGCCCAUCAGUGCCACCUACCAGUGCCUCCUCAUCAGUGCCACCUAUCAGUGUCCAUCAGUGCAGCCUAUCAGUGCCCAUCAGUGCUGCCUCAUUAGCGCACAUCAUUUAAGGAGAAAAAUCACUUAUUUACAAAAUUUUAUAA